AUGGCCCGUACAAAGCAAACGGCCCGUAAGUCUACCGGCGGCAAGGCCCCACGCAAGCAGCUGGCCACCAAGGCCGCUCGCAAGAGCGCCCCGGCCACCGGCGGCGUCAAGAAGCCUCACCGCUACCGGCCCGGCACCGUGGCGCUGCGCGAGAUCCGCCGCUACCAGAAGUCCACCGAGCUGCUGAUCCGCAAGCUGCCCUUCCAGCGCCUGGUGCGCGAGAUCGCGCAGGACUUCAAGACCGACCUGCGCUUCCAGAGCUCGGCCGUCAUGGCGCUGCAGGAGGCCAGCGAGGCCUACCUGGUGGGGCUGUUCGAGGACACCAACCUGUGCGCCAUCCACGCCAAGCGCGUCACCAUCAUGCCCAAGGACAUCCAGCUGGCCCGCCGCAUCCGCGGGGAGAGGGCGUAAACUCUUAGAAACAGUACUAAGCUGAACCCAAAGGCUCUUUUCAGAGCCACCCACCUUUUCCGUUGAAGAGCUGUUUAUCGCUGUUGAAGUUCAUCUGGAAUCGUCCCCGUGUCUAUUUGUAAUCCAUGGUAAUUAGUUAAAUGAAUCUCCCUUAUUGUGUUUUUUUCUAAGUUUUUAUUAAGUUAUCCUCAUGUUUUCUUUAUGCGACUGUUAGGAUAUUAUUUUAAGAUUGUGUAUGUGAACACAACCCAAACUUAAAAGAGGAUUGGCCUGCAACAGGGUAGUGCGUAGAAUGUCUUUAAGCUGAUUGGUUCCCAUGUCACUCGCAGCUUCUCAGGUUAAAGAGUUUUAGCUCUUUCCAGAAAUGUGCUUGUUGAAAUUCAGGGAGGGAAACUGAAUGACUAUUCCCCCUAAGGAAUCUUUAAUUUUAUAUUACCAUUCACUGAGAUCAGUUUGGGUUUUAUAAUUUAUAUGUGUUUACUUUUUUUGCGUUCCAUUGUCAGUGCUAGGAGUUCAAUGCAGGAUCUUGGUCAUUCUAUGCCAGCCUAAUACUGAUCCAGGACCCCAGUCGUAUAUUCUAUUUGUCAAUUUUUGAAAAUCAUAGGCCUAUGCUUUUGUCAAAACAUCCCUUCAUAUUAUCAGGUUGAAGAGAACAUCUUUGCUUAAAAUAUAAGAUUUGUGUUUGCAGUUUCAGUUUGAUGAUAUCUUCUUGGCAUUUCAUAAAUUCAAUUGCUUGAUUUUUAUUCAGAUUUAUCCAGGAAAUCUUACAAUUUAGAGGCAGUAACAGGAUGUUUUGGGGUUUCUCCACAAGAACAACAGUAGCAGAUGUUUGGAACAACAGUUCAUUAGAACAGUCUCUCUCUCUCUCUCUCUCUCUCUCUCUCUCUCUCUCUCUCUCUCUCUCAACAAGCAUCAUAGUGGUUUUUCAGGGAAGAUUAAUUUUGGGAGUUCAAAUGUUCAGUUCUUUAAGGAAAUGGAAUAGUCAGUAAUCUUCCUGAAAUAAUUGAAACCAUAGUUUAUUUCAGGGCGAUUCAGUGGAAAUUAUAAACAGGAACUCUUUCAUGAAUUAAAAAAUAAUUCUUUGAACUGGCUGUGCUUGGGGAAAUCAGUAAAAUGUUUAUGACCCUCUGCAGAUUAGGUCUGUUAUGUUUUAGAUGUGGAAGAGGGACUUUGAAAAGGUAUUCAGGAAUAAGAUGAAGGAAUGUGUCAGCAUUCACACACCCACACCCACACCCACACAAGUUUAAAAACAUUCUUUAUAGUCAAGUACUACAUUUACAACUUAUGCAAAUGUUGAGGGAAGGUGGUACCACUUAGCUUCUUCAUAUUGAGUAUAGGACUGUCUUCAGAAUGUGUUUUAAUUUUAUUUCAUUCACUUCUUAUAAGAUAUGCCCCCCUCACACACAUUAUGUUUAUUUCGAUGCAUGUACACUCUGUAUUUCAUUAUGACUGUGAAGUAGAAAAAUGCUGGGUGCAGCUGGGCAUGGUGGUGCUAGCAUGAAAUCCCAGGGGCUGGGAACACUGAGGCAGGAGGUUUGCAAUUUCAAGCCAACCUCCACAACUGUGGGGUGUGAAGCAACUCAGUGGGUCCCUAUCUCUAAGUAAAACACUGGGAUGUGGUUCAGUGGUUCAGUGCCCCUGAGUUCAUCUGGAAAAAAAAAAGAAAAAAAAAAUACACACACACACACACACACACACAAAGCGCUGGGUACAAAGUCCAAAGAAGCUGAGGGUUUCAUCUUGUCCUUUUCUUGAUCCCAUCUAAAGCAACAAAUGUGUGAAUACAUCAUGUAGCACACCUAACUUGGACUAGGAAAAAAAUAAAUGUCAAAAAAAAAAAAUUCAAAAUAAUCUAAAUGUUUGAGAUGAGAAAGCAGUUUAGUAUAAGUCACUUUACUUUGAGCAUUUAUUCACAUACUACGGAGCUUAUGUUUUUCCAAUGUAAAGGGAUUUAACUCAUGACAGUUGAUUUUCUGCUGCAUCACCUAGGAAGAGUUUUUUCUUCAGUUAGCAGGAAUUGUCCAAUGGAGUGCCUUUCUUACCUUCCUUAAAUUCAUCUGUAAGUUUUGUGUGGACACUGCAGAAGGCUAGUCCUGCAGUCCUGUCCUUUUUCCUUAUCAUUGUUGACUUUUGGGUACACGGCAGUCCCCCCAAAUUACCAACUCUAUCUAAGUAACAUUAUAAUUCGCAUCCCUAAAAGACCUACUAACAAUGCCUUUUUUUUUAACUAGUUUGCACUUCAGUUUCUCACUUCUUCCCCUUCCUUUGUCACCAUGUGAAGCCUAUUAGCACGUUUGAAGGAUUCUUCAUAAAUUCAUCUUUUAUCUUCCUCCUCAUGGUUGUGGUUCCGGCUCUCUUAUUUUGCAGCUGCAUUGGCUAUUUUCAAAGUAUCUUUGUUGGUUAUGAACUGCCAUCUUUAUGGACUUUAAUUCAUUUUGUUUAUUGCAAUGAAAACAAAACACUUCAAAUUUUUAUGCCCCAUUUUCCUGUAGUUUUAGGAUUUAAGAAUUUCUCUUUUAUGAGGCAUUCAAAGUCUUUUAUCAUGGCAUUGAAUCACCAUUCUGCACUGUAAUUUACAACUGUCAUGGAAUGUAUAAAAACACUGAUGUGUAUUUGAGUGUCGAUUUUACUCUUAUGAGUUACAUGAUAUUGAUCAUAACCUCUAAUGUUUCACUGUAUCUUUUUUUUUCCAUUUUUCCCCCUUUUUCUCUCCCCAGCUUAAAUUAUAUUUUAAACUAAUCUAAGAAUGUACUUUGACAUUUUUAUAUAUGUUAUUUUCCAUCCCUUGGGAUUUAAUCUUUCCAGUUUAAAUUCCUGUACUGAUCACUUUAAUGGCCAUUAUAAUCUAUUUCAUAUUAUGUGUAUACUUGUUCAUUUUAAUUUCCUCCUAGGAGAUUGUAAACAUCCAAAGUAUGGAUUUGGUUUUAUCCAUCUAUCAUACAAUUAUUGAUAGGAAAGGGUUUUCCAUAUACAGAGUCUGGAGCCACGAGUGUCGUGAACCUCCUUCUGUUGCUUCUUCUGCCAUCAUGAUUAUUUCCCAAAUGCUUGUUCCUGCACCAGUUAGUCUGGGCAGUACUGCUGACAUAGGAGAACUUGAUUCUUGCUAUUUCUUUUGCAUUGAAUAAAAGCCUCACCCGUUGGGGCCUUAACAUCAUUGAAGAUAAAUAGCAAUUAUGAACGAAGUAGUUAUUCCAGUUUCUAUCUAACAUUAAACUCUGAAAUAGCCCAUACUGUCUGUUUUCCUAAGGGUUUUAAUCCAAUAUUAAUCCAGAUAUAUAAUUCUUGUUCAAUAACCAUAUAACUAUUUAACGUAAAAUAAAGAAAUGUGACUCUA
Messenger RNA from Marmota monax (woodchuck), 3745 nucleotides. Its product is annotated as histone H3. The record is from RefSeq and is a predicted model, not a curated record. Gene Ontology annotation, molecular function: protein heterodimerization activity; structural constituent of chromatin; DNA binding. The transcript has a single exon. NCBI's taxonomy places the organism in Eukaryota, Metazoa, Chordata, Mammalia, Rodentia, Sciuridae. Gene Ontology annotation, cellular component: nucleosome. Bases 1 to 411 code for a protein of 136 amino acids.